AGUCGGCCAUCUACCGAAUGCUUUUGAGUAAGCACAAUUCCCAUAGCCACGUCAUAUUUGUGUGCCGUGGCUGUCGAUUUGUGCGGUUGUGCAUGAGUCUCUCGUCCCGUCCCCCGUGUUUUAACCACAAAAACUCCCAACAAUUAGCCACUGAAUUAUUGCCCCCAGUACCGACAGUCCCGCGACAUGAACAUAUUCCGAUUGCUCGGUGAUUUAUCGCAUCUCCUAGCGAUCAUAGUUCUAUUGCUUAAAAUAUGGACUACCAGGAGUUGUGCCGGCAUAAGCGGAAAAUCCCAGAUACUUUUUGCCAUUGUGUACAUAACGAGAUACCUCGACCUCCUCACCACGUACAUUUCUGCUUACAACACGUUUAUGAAGUUUGUCUUCAUUAGUGCCUCAGUGGCCACUAUCUUCUUGAUGUAUGUCAAAUUCAAGGCGACUUAUGAUCACAAUCAUGACUCGUUCCGGAUUGAAUUUCUGAUAGCCCCAGCCCUGGUUCUGGCCCUCCUAAUUAACCACGAGUUCACCCCCCUCGAGAUCCUCUGGACCUUCAGUAUUUACCUCGAGUCAGUGGCAAUAUUGCCCCAACUAUUCCUGGUCUCGAAGACCGGCGAAGCCGAGAGUAUUACGAGCCACUACCUCUUCGCCCUUGGCACAUACCGUGGCCUCUAUCUCCUGAACUGGGUGUAUCGUUACUACGCCGAAGACCACUACGAUCUCAUAGCCAUCGUCGCUGGUGUCGUGCAGACUGUCCUGUACUGCGAUUUCUUUUAUCUCUAUAUUACCAAAGUACUCAAGGGCAAGAAACUUCAGUUACCAGCUUAGCCACAUUGAGUGAAUUGACCAUAAACCCAUUUAAUUACAUUUAUUUCGUGAAAAAAAGAAAAAAAUCUCGACAAAAUUGACUAUCGAAUGCAGUUAAUGCUACUACUGACCUGGCACGCCGUUAGAACCAUCGAGGGAGUGAGGGGAUUUUUCAAGAUCAAUAAGUUGAAACAUUAGAAAAAAUCAACUGAAAAUUCGCACAAGUUUUCAUCUCUUCGCUGGGGGAAAGGAGGAAAAAUCGACUCGCCAGAGUGAAAUAAAUGAAAAAUUUCUCAAGACAUUUUAUUCAAGAUUCAAAAUUCAUCCGAAUGCAUUUUCCUUGUGCUCCAAAGUCCCCCUGAGCCAAAUCCCCCUCAAUUCCUCACCUAUCAUCCGAUUUAUUCAUGCAUCCUCUUCCCUCCCUCCAACCUCUUGUACAUAAUUUAGAGACUGGUGGUGAGUGUCUACGGCGAUGGAAAUAAUCAUGUUCAUUGGAAGAAAUAUUUGUUAAUGAGAAAAUAAUGAAGGUGCGCGUUUAAAGUGUCAAUCACGUGAAUCAAGCGCUUCGCGGGAUGUUGAGAGGGUGGGGGGGAUACGAAUACUUUCGACAUUCUUUUGGAAUAUUUGUCACUGAAAUUAGUUGAGUCAGCAGUCACCUGAGACCCGUCACGCCACCUGAGAAUUUCAGGACAUUUGCCCAAAUUUUUGGAAUUUUUUGUGAAUAUCUCAAAAACCAAGGGAGAUAGAGAAAUUUGUAUUAAAAUCUUUUUUGUAGGUUUCGUUUUUCUGCACAAAAAAGGUAGAGAGGAAAAUUUAGCUACCUCUCUUGGUUUUUUAGAUAUUUAACAAAAAGAAAUUCCAGAAUGAAAUCACGCACGAAAAAAUUUUACAGUAAAAUCCAGAAAAUUCUGUUGGAUUUCUAUUGACGAAUUCCUCAGCUCUGAAAAUAUCUAGUAGACAUUCAGUAAUUGAAACCAUAAAAUUUCUUCGUCCGUGAUGCCCCAAAAAUUGGAUGAGUUAUUCUCAUUUUAGAAAAAAUCGAGGGUAUCUGUCUCCCCAACUCUCCCCCAAUAGUAGAUAUUAAAUAAAAUUAAUUACUAUGGAGUAAUUGAAAAAACUGAUAAACACAUGCGUUUCUGUCUGCCCCUAAUGUUUAAGUUGUUCUAUUUUUAUUGAAAGUAAUUAAUUAAAAUAAUGACUACAACGUAA
This is a messenger RNA of Diachasma alloeum, 2013 nucleotides long. RefSeq names its product ER lumen protein-retaining receptor (gene KdelR). Gene Ontology annotation, molecular function: ER lumen protein retrieval receptor activity. Gene Ontology annotation, biological process: endoplasmic reticulum to Golgi vesicle-mediated transport; protein retention in ER lumen. The transcript has 3 exons. The record is from RefSeq and is a predicted model, not a curated record. Lineage: Eukaryota; Metazoa; Arthropoda; Insecta; Hymenoptera; Braconidae. Gene Ontology annotation, cellular component: membrane; cis-Golgi network; endoplasmic reticulum. Bases 187 to 825 code for a protein of 212 amino acids.